AUGACUUCUCGUAUCACGGACCUCUUACAAGAGCAAUACUAUGGCAAGUCGUCGUCACUGCUAGAGAUGAAGUCUCGUGAAGACACUCGGACGUUUCACAACUGCCGGGACGAUCACGGAGGUUUACAAACACCGGCCGCCCACAUUCCGUGCCAUCCGCAUACGCUUAAAAAGAACUUUAGUAGUGGAGCGAUCUCACUCACCACUUUUGCGACUUCUUUCCUUGCGACUGCAGCUACUGCAGCCAAAACCACCGGUCCCUUUUCUCUUUACGCUUAUGGGACUGGGGUUGGCGGCCUUCCCAUCUUUUCUUCCGGCGAUGAGGUCUUUGUUGGAAACUUCAGCAAAAUCGACGACUCUGAGGCAGCCCCAGUUCAGUUCACUAUAGGAGAUGAUGCAUGGUAUGCCUCUCCAAACACGACUGGCUAUGCCAAAGGACGUGAGCCGAGCUGGUCCAACCUCACUUUCGCUGUCCCAGGACCCUCGUCGUCUUCUCAUAGCGUCAAACUGCUCAAUAGCACGGCCGAUACCGAUGGUUAUGUAUCUGAUCUGAUGACCUACGGGACUUUUGUCAUGGUCGAAGAGAAUGGGCAAAUGACUUCGCUUUGGUAUGCUACGCCAUCAGAUAUCGACGGUGUUUAUGUCAUUGGUUGGAAUGCUUCAGAUACUGGCCAUUCUGACGAUAAGGUCGCCAUUACACUGAAGAAGACUCCGCCGUCAAACCCCAGGCCACUGGAUGAGUGA
Fusarium tjaetaba is the source of this 744-nucleotide messenger RNA. RefSeq lists its product as uncharacterized. Lineage: Eukaryota; Fungi; Ascomycota; Sordariomycetes; Hypocreales; Nectriaceae. The record is from RefSeq and is a predicted model, not a curated record. The transcript is spliced from 4 exons. The coding region runs from base 1 to 744 and encodes 247 amino acids.